Messenger RNA from Rotaria socialis, 2418 nucleotides. The record is from the annotation of a GenBank genome assembly. Lineage: Eukaryota; Metazoa; Rotifera; Eurotatoria; Philodinida; Philodinidae.
AUGAAAAUCAAGCCAAAACGUAUACUAGAAAUAUUAGAAAAAAAAAGUCUACAUGUUCCAAAAAAACAACAAUUGUCAAGUUAUUUAAUAUCAUUAAGAAAAAAAUAUUAUGGUGCUUCAACGAUUAGUUUAGAUGAACUUGAUGCUUGGUGUCAACGAAAUUCAUUAAUACCUGAUGACGAUGACAAGUCUUGGGUAUUAAAAUAUCAGAUUGAAUAUGAAGAUGAAAUUAAUAAAGAUGAUGAUAAUAAAAAUAAAUUUCGAUUUUUUGUUACUGCUAGAAGAUUGUUAUUUAAUGCAAGAUCUCCUUGUUUUAUUAUUGGAACCACUGAUAUGAUUACACAAUUUCAUCCAUUUGGAUUUACUGUUUGUUCUAAUGAAAAACAAAAUGAAUUUGAAUUUAUAUUUAGUUGUCUUCGUGAUGAUUUGCUGAAUUUAAACUUACAGAUGAAUGAACAAGAAUUAAUACUUAUUACAGAUGAUGCUGAAGUCAUUAGUAAUGCAUUUUUAAAAAUUAUUCUUAAAAAAUGGAAGAAUGAAGACAAAUUUCUUCGACGUUUUUCAUAUGAAUGGUUAAAUUCAAAAAAUGAGUGGCUUGCAGACUUAGCAACGCAUGUUCCCAGCACGAAUAAUGCAUUAGAAGCCACGAAUCGUGUAAUUAAAGAUGAAGAUACAUUGAGGGAACGGUUAGUUUUAUCAAGAUUUACAGUGGUUUUAUAUUCCAUAGUCAAUAAAUGGUCAAAAGAACGAAAUCCCACUCUUAUAAAUUCAAAAAAAUUCAAACAUCAACCAUUAAUAACACAUUAUCAGUAUGGACUGAUGCAUACAACUGGGUUAAGCUUAACAAAGAUGUUGUAUCGAUUUUUCAUGGGGACACAACACUGUAUUAUUUACCUGCUGGUGAAGAAACUAGAAUCACAGAUAAAGAAAUCAAACGAUAUGAAAAUUGCAGGUUUAAUUCAUUUGGCACGUACAAGUCUGUUUACUUCAAUAUAUGGCGCGUAUGUUUCUCUAACAAUCCUGAAAAAUGGAAAGAAGCAACAUGUACCUGUCCAUCAUUUAUGAAAAACUUUGUUUGCAAGCACACGAUUGGUAUAUCAAUUAGAUUAAAAUAUUACAACCCUAUACCUGAAGCAAAAAAUGUGACAAUCGGUACGAAAAGAAAAAGAGGCAGGCCAUCGAAUGCAAAAAAAGCUUUAUUGAUACAAUAACGAAUUACAUAUACUUCAUUUUUCUUUUUUGUUAUAUUGUCAAUUAUAAAUCAAAAUAAUGCACUUCUAUCAUUUUUUGUUGCUCAAAUAUGAAAUUAAUAUUGUUAUAUAAUAAAUUAUUUAUUGCUCAUUUAAUAGUAUAAUAUUGCUCGAAUAAAUACAAGUCAAUUUUAUUUAUAAUCAUGACUUUUGAUAUGAUCUGAAUAGUUUGAAUUUGAAUUGUGAUUGAAAAUAAAUUUGAUAAUGACUUUUUACUUAUAUCAAAUAUAUAAAUAACAAAUCUAAAAAUGAAAAGAACCUCUUCGAUUUAUCAAAAAAUAAUAAUUCAAUUAUGUGUCAUAAGAAUUAGAAGUCGCUGAAUUUAUAUGUUCAUCACAAAUCUAUCGAUACUAUCAAAAACACGAGAGUCAUCAUAUAUACUUGUAUUAGGUUAAGAAAUAACCUAUACCGUAGUACCAUCGUUUUUUUCUUUUCUGUUUUCAUUCUUCAUUGAACAGUAAGUGAAAAUAUGAAGUGAGAAUAUUUAAACAAAGAAAUUUAUCAAGACCUGUUUGUCUUUGCUUCGUGUUAAUAUCUCGCGUGNGUGUUAAUAUCUCGCGUGUAAUAAAACGAUGAAUUAGCACAUAGAUACAUGUAUCCCAGUGGAUUCUUUGCAUGAGUAUUUAUGACGAAAAUUACUCUUCUAGUGUUCUCAUUGUUUUGGCUAAAAAGAAAAUUAUUUUAAUUUCUAUAAUUUUGAUUAACUCCACACAGCACGUGCUGAAUAAUAUGUGUAUAGGCAAUAGAACGACGGCAUAUUCAAACAUCAUGGAGUUUCCAAUUUUUCAAAAGUUAUGAACGAGAGACUAUAUAUUUGUUUUUGAAAGAUAUGAAAUUAGUAUCAACGCAAGAAAUUCUAAAUAUGCGAAGAUACUAGGAGAUACCUAGAAGUCAUCGACAGCUUGGUGAAGGUCAGAAUAUAUGUUCUUUAGCAAAGAAAAGCAAGGACUUAAACUCAUAUACAGGAUGGAUUCUUAAGAAAAUCUGAACCUUGAAAUCAGAAAGAGCAACAAUUUGUAGAAAACAAACAACAUCAAGAUUUGUGGCUAUUGAUACUUCAUUAAAAAGUGAACUCUUGUUUGAUUUUCGUCUGUAUGAAGACUCGAAUGUCAUGUGUCUCUUUUUUUUUUGAAAAAUAACGAACAAAAUAAAUUGGCAUUGUUAGUUU